AUGCGUCUUCCGUUCGUCGUCGCCUUUGGGACACUGGCGUAUUUAGUCCCAAGCACUUACGCAUGGGGUGCGGCUGGCCACGAAAUUGUCGCCACGAUAGCGCAGAUGUACGUUCAUCCCCGUGCGCUUGAGACGAUGUGCAACAUCCUCGACCUUCCUUCCAACAACUGCUAUCUAGCCCGGGUAGCUACCUGGGCCGACCAACAGCGCAUGCGUAUGCGCUGGUCUGCCUCUCUUCACUACGUCGGGGCCCUUGACGACCACCCAUCCGAUACCUGUGCUUUCCCUGGUUCGCGAGGAUGGGCUGGAAACAGAGCUAUCAACGUGCUUGACGGAGUUAAGAACACUACGUCCCUCUUACAGGACUGGGUGAAUCAUGAGUCCAGCGAUGAUGUCGCAUCCGAAGCCUUGAAGUUCCUCAUCCACUUUGUUGGCGAUAUGCACCAGCCACUGCAUUUGACCGGAAGGGACCGCGGUGGAAACUCAGUCAAAGUUCUCUUUGACAGGCGGCACACCAACCUCCACUCGCUCUGGGACAGCCUCUUAAUUGCCAAGGCCGUCCGCACAGUCCCCCGAAAUUACUCUCAACCCCUCCCGUAUCCUCGCAUAGAAGCUGCCCUCCGAGGCACCAUCUACGACUCCUACGUCCGCCGAAUUAUGUGGGAGGGCGUCCUUAACUCCUGGGAUGACGACCUCGAGGAGUGGCUCAGCUGCCCCGCUCCUGACGAACCUACCACUUCCCAUAGCGGCCUGCUCGGUAUGUGGAAUGCAGCAUACUCAACCACGACCAAGCUCGUUCAAGCCCUCCUGCGGGAUGGGGUAGAGAUUAGCCCCGAUGGCCCCGUCAUAUGCCCCUACUAUUGGUCGCAGCCCAACCAUCAGCUGAACUGUGAGAUCAUCUGGCCGAAGGAACUCGACGAGCCGCCCUUCAAUGUGCGCUUCGAUUCGGGUGGCGAGGAAGAGCAUCCAUAUGGCCACGAUGACGACCUUGAAGACCCAGAGCCGAUGUUGGGGGAAUUACCCCUCCUUCAGCUCGACACGCCACAAUACUCGGGUGUCAUCGCGAAGCGCAUGAUCCUCGAGAAGCUGCUCGCUCAAGGUGGUAUUCGUCUGGCGGGGAUCUUGAACUACAUUUUCGCCGAUGAAGAUGAGUUAGAGGGAGGACGAGGUGCUUUCUUGGCGAAGCUUGUCACUUAG
Molecule: messenger RNA, 1197 nt
Organism: Cyclocybe aegerita
Lineage: Eukaryota; Fungi; Basidiomycota; Agaricomycetes; Agaricales; Hemipholiotaceae
Source: the annotation of a GenBank genome assembly